UCCACUAUCCCCCACGUCUCAUGCAUUAUUAACGUUCUUUGAGUAAAAUGGGUCACUUUUCAUGCUUCGUUGUUCUAGCUCUCUCAUUUCUCACUCCCUCCUCGGCAGUUCAUCAACACUCUAAUCUGGUUGUACAAGAUAUAGACAGAGGCAUGAAUGGGUCAAGAAGAAACUUGGGUUACUUUUCAUGUGGAACUGGUAAUCCCAUUGACGACUGCUGGCGUUGUGAUCCAAACUGGGAAAACAACCGUCAAAGACUCGCAGAUUGCGCCAUCGGGUUCGGCAAGGACGCAAACGGAGGAAGAAACGGCCAAAUCUAUGUAGUAACGGACUCCGGCGACGACGACCCUGUGAACCCAAAACCAGGAACACUAAGACACGCAGUUAUUCAAGACGAGCCACUAUGGAUCAUUUUCAAGAGAGACAUGGUGAUCAAUCUGAAACAAGAGCUUGUUAUGAAUUCCUUCAAGACUAUUGACGGAAGAGGUGCUAGUGUUCACAUUGCCAAUGGUGGAUGCAUCACCAUACAUCAUGUGAGUAACAUCAUCAUUCAUGGUAUUCACAUCCAUGAUUGUGUGCCAACUGGGCAUGGGUACAUAAGAGACUCUCCAAGCCAUUAUGGGUGGUGGACGGUGUCGGACGGCGACGGAGUUUCCAUCUUUGGUUCGAAACAUGUGUGGAUUGAUCAUUGCUCGCUGUCUAACUGCCAUGAUGGUCUCAUUGAUGCCAUCCAUGGAUCGACGGCUAUUACCAUAUCCAACAAUUACAUGACGCAUCAUAACAAGGUGAUGCUGCUGGGUCAUAGUGACGAGUACACUCAAGACAAGGACAUGCAGGUCACAAUAGCCUAUAAUCAUUUUGGAGAAGGCCUCGUUCAAAGGAUGCCAAGGUGCAGACAUGGGUAUUUUCACGUGGUUAAUAAUGCCUAUACUCACUGGGAAAUGUACGCUAUUGGCGGGAGUGCUAACCCAACCAUUAUAAGCCAAGGGAACAGGUUUCUGGCACCGGAUAACAGGUUCAGCAAGGAGGUGACGAAGCACGAGAUUGCGGCACAGAAGGAAUGGAAGAACUGGAACUGGAGAUCUGAGGGGGACAUGUUCUUGAAUGGAGCAUUCUUCCGAGAAUCUGGUGAAGGUGCUCUUUAUACCUAUGCUAGGGCAUUGAGUCUCAGUGCAAGGCCAUCUUCUUUGGUUGAAUCAAUGACCACCACUGCUGGUGCACUCAACUGUAAGAAGGGUAACCGUUGCUGAUUAAUCCCUAAAUGGUUGCUUGUUACUUUUGUUGCAAAAUCGAACAUGCUGGGCAAAAAUAGUGCGAACAAAAACUUAUCCAACAAUGGGCAUGCAAUUGCAUUUUAUAAGUUUAGUAUUA
Arachis duranensis is the source of this 1371-nucleotide messenger RNA. RefSeq names its product pectate lyase-like. The record is from RefSeq and is a predicted model, not a curated record. Gene Ontology annotation, molecular function: pectate lyase activity. The transcript has 3 exons. Bases 48 to 1250 code for a protein of 400 amino acids. NCBI's taxonomy places the organism in Eukaryota, Viridiplantae, Streptophyta, Magnoliopsida, Fabales, Fabaceae.